Molecule: messenger RNA, 3219 nt
Organism: Rhodamnia argentea
Lineage: Eukaryota; Viridiplantae; Streptophyta; Magnoliopsida; Myrtales; Myrtaceae
Product: TMV resistance protein N-like
Exons: 5
Coding region: 1-3219 (1072 amino acids)
Biological process (GO): defense response; signal transduction
Molecular function (GO): ADP binding
Source: RefSeq, a predicted model, not a curated record
AUGGCUUCUUCUUCUUCUUCUUCUUCUUCUUCAAAUCUGAAAAGGUAUUACCAUGUGUUCCUGAGCUUCAGAGGCAUGGAUGUCCGUGACACCUUUCUCGGUCAUCUCUGUGCGGGUCUCGAUCAAAGCGGAAUACACACUUUCAUGGACAACAGGGAGCUCAGGAAAGGAGAGCAAAUAUCCCCGGUUCUUAUGAAAGCGAUUGAGGAAUCGCGCAUCGCGGUUAUCGUUUUCACCAAGAACUACGCUUCCUCACCAUGGUGCUUGGAAGAGUUAGCCAAAAUUAUGGAGUGCAAGGAGCAAAGAGACCUUGAGGUCUUUCCCGUGUUUUACAAAGUGGAACCCAGAGAAGUGAGAACACCAAGAAAGAGUUAUAGAAAAGCCAUGGCUACGCAUGAGUCCAAGUCUGGCAAGGAUUCGGGGAAAGUGAAGAGAUGGAAGAAGGCUCUCCUCGAUGCUGUGCUUAUCGGAGGUGAAGCGGAGCUCAUACAACGCAUCGUAGAGGAACUAUCAAUUCAUCUCCAGCGUGCACCCUUACAAGUCGCUCCGUAUCCGGUCGGAAUAGAUUCCCAAGUCCAGCAAGUGAUAUCAUUGUCAGAAAAUGAGACGGGUGAUGAUGAUGUUCGCAUGGUAGGUCUAUGGGGACCUGGAGGCAUAGGGAAGACCACAAUUGCUAAAGCCCUAUAUAAUUAUAUUGAGAAAGAUUUUCAGGGUACCUGUUUUUUGGAGCAAGUAAGAGAAACUUCGAACAAAAGCAAUGGUCUAGUUUCUUUGCAACAAAAACUUCUAUCACAGAUCUUUCCUCGUGGAAACUGGAUGGUAGAUAUUGUGGACGGAGGAAUUCCUUUGAUACGGGAAAGACUUUGUUGCAAGAAGGUUCUUCUGGUUCUUGAUGAUGUGGACCAGUUGGAUCAACCGAAUGCGUUAGCUGGAGAAGGCCGUUGGUUUGGCAAAGGAAGUAGAAUUAUUGUUACAUCAAGAGAUAAACAUGUGUUGACUUCUCAUGGCAUAAAUUGUGUUUAUGAAGUUAAAACUUUAUAUGAUGAUGACGCACAGGACCUUUUUGGUCGGUAUGCCUUCAAAAAUAGCAAGAAAGUUGAGAUAAGAAGGGAUCUCAUAGAUAGAGCAGUGCAUUAUGCGAAAGGUCUUCCGUUAGCCCUCCGAGUGUUCGGCUCAUUCUUAUGUGGAAGAGAGGAACCUGCAUGGGAAAGUGCACUGCACAACCUCUCCAAAAGUCCCGACCAGACAAUCAAUCAAGUUCUCAAGAUAAGCUUUGAUGGAUUGGACCACAAUACGAAGGAGAUUUUCCUCGAUAUUGCUUGCUUCUUUAAGGGGAAAGGUAUAGAAUACAUCAAGGAAGUCCUUGACGGCUGCGGUUUUGAAUCAACUAUAGGAAUAGAAGUUCUCAUUGAGCGGUCCUUGAUAACAAAUAAGCAUGGGACCCCGCAAAUGCAUGAUUUAAUUCAGUUGAUGGGUAAGGAUAUUGUUAAUCAAGAAUGCCCCGAUGAUCCUGGGAAACGCAGUAGAUUAUGGAUUUUUGAAGAUGUCGUGGAAAUUCUAUGUGAAGACACGGGAACGAGAGCAGUAAAGGCCAUAGUAUUGGACUCACCCGAAAAAAAGGAGAUAACUAUUAGUCCUCGUGCUUUUGCAAACUUGAAAAGGUUGAGAAUGGUUAUUUUGUCCAGAGUGCAUAUCUCUUCACAAGGUCCUGUUCGUCUCCCUAACGAGCUAAGAUGGCUUAAAUGGCCCAAUGCACCGGAUCUAGAAUUUGGCUGUGGUCCAAAGAAACUUGUUGUAAUUGAUGUCCCGCGAAGUCAUAUCAAACAAUUAGGAGGCAAAAUUAUGGUAAGCCCUUGUGAUGAUUGGAAUUCUAAAAAUUUGACGUCCAUGAAUUUCGGUGGAUGUGAGUCCCUGGCUAGUGUUCCGGACCUAUCAUCGGUUCCAAAUCUGGAGAGCUUGAAUCUUAACGGGUGCAAAAGCUUGGUGGAGGUUCACCAAUCCGUCGGGUAUCUUGACAAGUUAAAAUUUUUGUUGCUAAAGAGGUGCUCUAAUCUUAGAAUCUUUCCCAACAAACUCAAGACAAAAUCUCUUCAAACCUUUAGUCUCUCUGGUUGCUCUAAACUUGAGGAGUUCCCCGAUAUUCUAGGAAAGAUGGAACAUCUAGAAAAUCUUCAAGCGCAAGGGACGGCUAUUAGAGAACUCCCGACAUCAAUUGAAAAUCUUGUCUCUGUGAAGUGGAUGAAGUUAGGCAAUUGCAAAAACCUUGCGAGGCUUCCGUCGAGUAUUUAUAAGUUGCCGAAUCUCGAGUGUUUAUGGCUUGGAGGCUGCUCGAAUUUGGUCACGUUCCCAAAGAACUUGGAGGAUUCAACCGACCACGAUGGCCAUUUAGGAUUUCCAAAUCUAGAGAUACUAGGACUCGAUGGCUGCAAUCUAUCAGAAGUAGACUUCCUUGAGAGCUCUUCCGGUUUUCCCAAAUUGCAUACCCUAGAACUUCCAAAAAACAAGUUUACUCAUCUACCAACAUCCAUAAAAAAAUACCUUGCUUUAGAUUGGUUGGAUGUGGGGGAAUGCCAGCACCUACAAGAGAUUCCUCAGCUUCCAUCAACUAUGCAUGUCCUAAGAGCAGAUGGUUGCAAAUCCCUACAAAAACUCCCAGAUUUGUCGAGUCUCUCGUCCGACUUCCUUGAGGUCGACCUGUCUUCAUGUGGUGAAUUAUUCCGCAAGGGGGUCAAGAUGGCUGAUGUAUCAUUACUCGAGGGACUCCGGAAGAUGAGUUCAGUCAACAUUCUCCUAAAUGGAACAGAGUUGCCAGAGUGGUUUCUCCACUCUGAAGGGGUUCCCAUAUCUUUCAAGGUUCCCCAGGACUUGUAUGACAAGUUCUUAGGACUAGCACUCUGUGUUGUUCUUGGCCCGGAAGAAGGAAAAGGGUUUAAUGCUUUAUGUGAUGUCCUCAUACGUAUAAAUGGCCAAAAAGUGUUUAAUCAAAUGACAAACUUGUAUGCAUUGGAAUCCGAUCACGUGUGGCUUAAGUAUCUUGAGCGCGAUAUGCUGGGGGAAGUAGGCAAGCUUCUGGUCAACGAUUGGAGCCAUUUCGAAGUUAUCAUCAGAGUAGAGGGAGGACGCUUAAAGAAGUGUGGAUUCCGUCUAAUAUGUGAGCAACAGGAGGAUGACCUGAGGGUCGUGCUCCAACCCCAUGUGCCGAUAUAUUGGAUUUUUUGA